AUGAAGGCUGCGGAGAGGGAGGCCCCUGAUGCACACUUCACUGUGGACAAACAGAACAUCUCCCUCUGGCCACAAGAGCCUCCUCCCAAGAGGAAAGCGCCCACGGUCCGUGCUGCAUUGAUCUGCCUGACGCUGGUCCUGGUUGCCUCUGUCCUGCUGCAGGCCAUCCUUUAUCCCUGGUUUAUGCGCACGAUGUCAGAUAUGAAGACCAAUGCCCAGUUGCUGAAAGGUCGUGUGGACAACAUCAGCACCCUGGGUUCCGAAAUUAAGAAGAACAGCGGUGGUGUGGAGGCAGCUGACCUGCAGAUCCAGAUGGUGAAAGCCAGCCUGGAUUAUGCACAUUCUCAGAUGCUCAAGUUGAAAACCAGUGUGGAGAAGGCCAACACACAGAUCCAGAACUUAACAAGAAGUUGGAAGGAAGUUGAUACUUUAAAUGCUCGAAUUCCAGAGUUGAAAGCAGAUUUGGAUAAAGCCAGUGCUUUAAAUGUAAAAGUCCGAGGACUCCAGAGCAGUUUGGAGAUUAUCAGCAAAUCGCUAAAACAACAAAAUGACAUUCUACAGACGGUUUCUCAAGGCUGGAAGUACUUCAAGGGGAACUUCUAUUACUUUUCUCCCAUCCCAAAGACCUGGUACAGUGCCCAGCAGUUCUGUUUGUCCAGGAAUUCACACCUGACCUCGGUGACCUCAGAGAGUGAGCAGGAGUUUCUGUCUAAGACAGCAGCAGGACUUAUCUACUGGAUCGGCUUGACCAAAGCAGGGAAUGAAGGGGUCUGGUCCUGGGUUGAUGACAGUCCAUUCGACAAGGUCCAGAGUGCAAAGUUCUGGAUGCCAGGUGAGCCCAAUAAUACGGGGAACAAUGAACACUGUGCCAAUAUAAAGGUGUCCUUGCUUCGGUCCUGGAAUGAUGCCUCCUGUGACUAUAAGCUCUUUUUCAUCUGUAAGCGGCCCUACGUCCCAUCAGAACUAUGACAAGACUGGCCCCUAAACUCAACCUUUGAGCUCCACUACUCGUUGAA
Microcebus murinus (gray mouse lemur) is the source of this 1016-nucleotide messenger RNA. RefSeq names its product C-type lectin domain family 4 member K. Lineage: Eukaryota; Metazoa; Chordata; Mammalia; Primates; Cheirogaleidae. The record is from RefSeq and is a predicted model, not a curated record.